AUGGUACGGCGUGGACUUGACCUGCUCGGUGGCAUUGCUGGCUGUGGUGAACUGGCUGAGAUUGCCGCCUUGGAUGCUAAAGGCAGAGUGUGCAAGCGGCGCAGAGUCGAAGAGUGUCCGGCGCACGUUAUCGGCGAAGGCGGGAGUGAGUUCCAAGACCUGGCGAGUGUGGACAUGAGUGCUGACAGCAGAGUAGCCGCGAACAUGCAGCCACCAACCAACUCCCGCAUCAAGACUGAGCCUGGUCUCAACCCAGCUCCCGUCACCUCCACCAACUCCACCACUGGCCAGCAACAGUCGAUCCAGGUGAUCGACUUGUCGAACGAGGGUGACGAGCAGCGUCAGUCUUCGAAGUCUCAUGUCUGGUGA
This is a messenger RNA of Fulvia fulva, 369 nucleotides long. RefSeq lists its product as uncharacterized. Lineage: Eukaryota; Fungi; Ascomycota; Dothideomycetes; Mycosphaerellales; Mycosphaerellaceae. The transcript has a single exon. The coding region runs from base 1 to 369 and encodes 122 amino acids. The record is from RefSeq and is a predicted model, not a curated record.